This is a messenger RNA of Phacochoerus africanus (Common warthog), 1172 nucleotides long. RefSeq names its product BAF chromatin remodeling complex subunit BCL7A (gene BCL7A). The record is from RefSeq and is a predicted model, not a curated record. The transcript has 6 exons. NCBI's taxonomy places the organism in Eukaryota, Metazoa, Chordata, Mammalia, Artiodactyla, Suidae. The coding region runs from base 182 to 814 and encodes 210 amino acids.
GCCCUGGGCGCGCGGCGGCACCAGGCUUUGUGUGUGUGUGUGUGUAUGUGUGCGAGUGUGUGUGUGAGUGUCUGUGUGUGUGAGUGAGUGAGCGGGCGGGCGGGCGCGAGUGUGGCCGCCGCGGAGCGCGAGCAGGACCCGGCGGGCGCGCUCCCCCAGCCUCUCUCUCCCCGCCAGAACCAUGUCGGGCAGGUCGGUUCGAGCCGAGACCAGGAGCCGGGCCAAAGAUGAUAUCAAGAGGGUCAUGGCGGCUAUCGAGAAAGUGCGCAAAUGGGAGAAGAAAUGGGUGACGGUGGGUGACACAUCCCUGAGAAUCUACAAGUGGGUCCCUGUGACGGAGCCAAAGGUUGACGAUAAAAACAAGAACAAGAAAAAGGGCAAAGAUGAGAAGUGUGGCUCUGAGGUGACCACCCCGGAGAACAGCUCCUCCCCGGGAAUGAUGGACAUGCACGAUGAUAACAGCAACCAGAGCUCCAUCGCAGAUGCUUCCCCCAUCAAACAAGAGAACAGCAGCAACUCCAGCCCUGCCCCAGAGCCCAACUCAGCCGUGCCUGGUGAUGGCACCGAUGCCAAGGCGGACGAGGCCCAGACCGAUGGGAAGGAGCUGCCUGGGGCCGAAGAUGCUUCUGACGAGCAGAACUCACAGUCCUCGAUGGAAAACUCGAUGAACAGUUCAGAGCAAGUAGAACGGCAGCCAUCUGGAGAUGCAGGUCUGGCUGCAGAGACAUCCACAAUCUCUCAGGAUUUGGAAGGAGUGCCACCCUCUAAAAAGAUGAAACUGGACGCUUCGCAACAAAACUCCGAGGAGAUGUAGAAGCCGAAUUCAGUCCUCUGAUCCACAUCUCACGAGAGAUGCAUCAGCAGGCUUCAUUCUCGAACAACCUCACCCGAACAGAUCCCUGUCGGGUGUGAAGGGAACUACUAACUUUUCAAGUUUACCAAGUGCAAAUCCAAGAAAACCAAGAACAGCGUAACUUCUCAGACACUGAAAGAACUCUCUGCUGUGAAGCAAAACACUCGAAUCUUGAAGUGACUGUCCUGGGGAAGGCGGGGUCGACAGCUCAGGAGCGUCUGCACACUGUCUCUGAAGCCAAGAUUACAUUUGCGUUGCUGCUGUAUUGUCCUCCCCUCCCCCCACCUCUCUAUUUAACGAUAUAAGCUAUUUGAGGGUG